Messenger RNA from Meloidogyne enterolobii, 677 nucleotides. Lineage: Eukaryota; Metazoa; Nematoda; Chromadorea; Rhabditida; Meloidogynidae. The record is from the annotation of a GenBank genome assembly.
CGAUUGCUUUCUCACACUUUGGGGGUAGAUUUGAUAUGGUAUUAGUUUUUAAGGAAUUGUUUCUUAGAGGGCUGACCCCGGACAUGAUUAAAAGAGGGAAUAAGUUAUACGAAAUGAAGGUAAAAGUUGGUAAAGAUAAUUGGGUUAUUUUUAGGGAUACAUUUAAUUUAAUGCCCAUGCCUCUUGCUUCCCUGGUCCCUGCCUUUGCACUUAGUGUAGAGGACAAACCUUUCUUUCCACACAUGGCAAACAGGCCGGAAAAUUAUGGUAAGAAAAUUUUCCCGGUCAAGGACGACUAUUUGGCGGAUGGAUUGAUGCCUGAGAAGAGAGCACAAUUUGAUAAAUGGUAUGAACAGCACAAGGAAGAACCCUUCAAUUUGGAUGAGGCCUUGGCGUCAUAUUGUAGCAACGACGUGGAAAUUCUUAUGGCUGCUCUGAUUGCAUUUAGGCGCGAAUUCUUGGAAGUUUCAAAUGGAUUGGAUGUGCUGAGAGAGGCUAUGACAAUCGCCAGUGCAUGCAUGAAGCACUUUAGGACAAAUCACCUACCGGCUAAACACCUAGGCAUUGUUCCAGAGAUUGGAUAUGACAACACAGACACCCAAAGUUUGCUUGCUCUUCGAUUCCUCAGCUGGUACGCAGAAGAACACAAGGUCAACAUACAGUUGAUGGGUGGGUAG